AUGUCGAACAUGCAAUACGAUUACAUUAUCAAGUAUAUUAUUAUCGGAGACUCGGGCGUCGGCAAGCUGUCUAAUAGUGUGGAGUUUGGAGCUCGGUUUGUCAACGUCGAGGAUAAACGAAUCAAGCUCCAGAUCUGGGACACGGCGGGUCAAGAAUCGUUUAGGAGUAUAACGAGGAACUAUUAUCGCGGUGCCGUUGGUGCCCUUUUAGUUUAUGAUAUCACUAGGCGUGAGACGUUUGAACACCUCUUGAUGUGGCUGGAAGAUGCGCGCCAACACUCUACAUCAAAAACAACCUACAUGCUAAUCGGAAACAAAUGUGACCUGGAAGGCAAGCGAGCCGUGAGUUACGAAGAAGGCGAAGCAUUCGCUAGACAACGUGGUUUAUUCUUCAUGGAGACAUCUGCAAAAACUUCGGCAAACGUUGAGGAAGCAUUUGUAAACAUUGCGCAUGAUAUCCAUGAGAAGAUUAAAGCCGGGAUUAUUGAUGUUAAUAAUGAGGCUAAUGGGAUCAAAGUUGGCCGUUUCAAUCCCCCUCGUGGCAACGGUCGUGGGCGUCCCGUUAAUUUGCUUAAAAGUAGUGAUAGUGGCGGUGAUGCUUCGACGCUUAGUUUAGCUCAAAUCCAGUCAUCGGAUGACGCAGAGCUAUAUAAAACGGCAUACAUUGACGUGAAACAAAAUCGUUACUUGGUCGAUAACGAUCCGGGAGCACAUUAUGCGGGAUCAAGCAUCCGUGUCGUAAAUAGUGAUGGUUUCCGCAGAGGAAGAAUCGAUUAUGAAUCAGUAGGCGUGCUAAGGACUAAACCAGGACGAGCAGAUUCCGAACCUACGCUUUCAAUGUCGUGUAGUGACAAAAUAGCAUUAUGGAAUGUCGUAGGCCUUCAGUCUGCUUUGCUUUCGGAAUUAAUUGAGCCAAUUUAUUUGUCGUCUAUAGUCGUUGGAGACAUGUUUGAUCAUGAUUCACUGGCUAGAGCCUUUUACGGGAGGUGUGAAGGAGUGCAAGCUAUGGUUUGGGCGAAAGGCUUCACGACAGCAGAAAUCCUCGUCUCCGGUCGUAAACAAGGAGCAACCAAGGGCACGAAUGGAAAGUAUCCCUCUAAAACAAGGUAUAUAUUGGCAACGGCUGAAUUGGGUUUUCUCACAGACAAGUUCUCAUUAUAA
This is a messenger RNA of Paraglomus occultum, 1161 nucleotides long. Lineage: Eukaryota; Fungi; Glomeromycota; Glomeromycetes; Paraglomerales; Paraglomeraceae. The record is from the annotation of a GenBank genome assembly.